GUCGGGCGGCCGGACGGAGCCGGCGCCGGCCGCUCCCGGAGGGUCCGGCCUGGAGGCUCCCAGGAAGCUCCAGAAUACCGGGAUACCCAGUCUGGGGGAGCCAUCUCCUUCCCACGCCUGAUCCCAAGCAGCCAGGAUUCCAGAAUUCCGUAAUUCCCAAGAAUUUGGUCACUUCAUCCCGACUUCCACGCCCUCCAACCCGUUCCGGAGGGCGGGAAUUGCAGACCAAGGAGUUUUAAGAGAGCGGAGGAUCCCAGCUGAUCCCAGAUUGGAAUUCUACGGGAUUAGAUCCCCACCGGAUCUCUGUGAUCUGUGAUCCCAUAAAUCCGCAUUUCCCGGGAUCGCGGGAAUUAUUCCCGGUUCGGCGCCGCCGCCUUCCCUCAUGGAACUCCACCCGGGAAAAGCGGGAUUGCUCUCCCUCCUCCUCGUGGCCGCGCUGAGCCGCCAAUCCCUGGAGAAAUCCCUUCCCGCCGGCUACCGGGAGCACGAGGAUCCCCGGGGAUCUCCGGGGCUGAUCCGGUGCGGCGAGUACAGCAACCAGGUGCUGCCGGACGGGCGGUGCCGGAUCGUGGCCACGCUGCCGCAGGGCGACGAGCAGCGCUGCCCGGACCUGUUCCGCUGCACCGACGAGGUCUCCUACUGGCUGCACGAGAACGAGGAGCGCAAGCAGCAGAUCCUGGAGCUCCGCGAGCUCAUCGCCGAGCUCCAGGAGGAGCUGCGCAACCACCGGCACCGCCUCAAGGCCCUGGAGAUACAGCAGGAGGAGGCGGCGGGGCGGAACCAGAGCCUGAUCCAGAGGCUGCAGGACCUGGAGCAGCAUUCCCGGGAAUCCAGCACGCUGCAGCACAUCCAGGCCACGCUGCUCUACGACAUCCAGGCGCAGAUCAACAACAUCUCCGCCCUGGCCGACUGGGCCUGGCGCAACCCCAGCUGCCUCAGCCCCGCCGACCUCCGCCUCCAGGAGGAGAUGCGGCACCCAGAAAUCAAACACGGCCGGAAUUGUCCCAUCGACUGCGCUUCCGUCUACUACAACGGGCUCCGGAGAUCCGGGAUUUACAGCAUCCUGCCCUCGGUCCGCGGAAUUCCCAUCGAGGUCCUCUGCGAGAUGGACACGGAAGGGGGUGGCUGGACCGUCAUCCAGAGGCGCCAGGACGGAUCCGUGGAUUUCAACCGGACCUGGAACGAGUACAAAGAAGGAUUUGGGGACCUCAACGGGGAAUUCUGGCUGGGCAACGACAACAUCCACAGGAUGACCAGCCAGGGGGAUUAUUCCCUACGGAUCGACCUGGAAGACUGGAAUAACAAACACAAACACGCCUUCUACCAGGUCUUCAGCAUCGAGGACGAGGAAAACUUCUACCGGCUGCACGUGGACGGGUUCAGCGGCACCGUGGAGGAUUCCUUCGCCUGGUACCACGACAAGAGGAGCUUCAGCACUCCGGAUUCCGGGAAUAUCUGCGCCGAGAUUUCCCACGGGGGCUGGUGGUACCACCAGUGCUUCUUCUCCAACCUCAACGGCGUCUACUACAAGGGCGGCCGAUAUUCCAUCAAAAACCGGAAGAUGCUGGGCCCGGACGGGAUCGUGUGGUAUUCCUGGAAGGACACGGACUACUAUUCCCUGCGGAAGGUGGUGAUGAUGAUCCGGCCGCGCGCCUUCCGGCCCCACCUCUCCCCGUGACCCCUCCCGGGCCCUUCCCCGCCGCGCAUCCCACGGAACGCCGGGAACGGAGGGCGGGAAUCGCGCCGGGAAACGGAUUCUGCAUGGACCAAAGAGGAGCUCUUGGCGUUUGUGGGAACGAUCUGGAUCCAACCGGGAUCCAACGGGGAAUUGAUCUGAGUGCUCCAAUGCAGGA
Messenger RNA from Passer montanus (Eurasian tree sparrow), 1853 nucleotides. Its product is annotated as fibrinogen-like protein 1. Bases 383 to 1678 code for a protein of 431 amino acids. NCBI's taxonomy places the organism in Eukaryota, Metazoa, Chordata, Aves, Passeriformes, Passeridae. The transcript has 7 exons. The record is from RefSeq and is a predicted model, not a curated record.